This is a messenger RNA of Coregonus clupeaformis (lake whitefish), 2579 nucleotides long. RefSeq names its product piggyBac transposable element-derived protein 4. Bases 135 to 2192 code for a protein of 685 amino acids. The transcript has 3 exons. NCBI's taxonomy places the organism in Eukaryota, Metazoa, Chordata, Actinopteri, Salmoniformes, Salmonidae. The record is from RefSeq and is a predicted model, not a curated record.
UCCAGUCUGCCGGAAACUCACGCGAAGAAGCUGCACGUUGUUAACGUGAUAGUGUAGUAGCCGAAUAAUUUGUGUCUACGUUUUAGACCGUAGCUCUGUCCACAACAUUAUAGCUGAAAUUGAUUGAUUCUACAAUGGAAAGCGACACCGAGAUGGAGGACUUCGAUAGAAGCGAGGAAGGAAGCAAUUGGUCUGAUGAUAGUUACCUUGCAGACGAAGACUUCAGCUUCGACUAUCAGGAGGGAGUGGAUCCACAUGAGGACGCUCUUGAUUGGGAAGAGGAGGACUCGAAUGAAUCAGCAAGCGACUCACCACCCAGAGUCACCCCAAGGAUAGAGAGCCAAUCUGAGAGCGGGGUAAAUGGUUCUGAGUCUCCAGAAGAAACAUGGUUACCAUGCAAAGGGUCACAGUCAACAAGGACAUCAAGUGUUGAAACUGAAGAAGAUGAAGCCCCACUGCUGAGCACCUUACAUCCAGACCAACAGCGUAGCCCAUCAACAAAGACCCAUUCCCCACGCAAACGAGUGCUGGCCUCACCCUCAUUAAAGUCCAAAGUACCACGUCUCUCAACCCCAAGAAAAACCUCUCGCUUACCACACAGAACAACCGAGUCAGAUCAGCCAUGGAAAACAGAGGAAGACCCUGAUGAGGGUCCUCAACCUUUGAGAUUUUGUCCAAGCAGACCUCCUGGACCUCAAGUAGAUCCCUCAGCCAUGUACUCACCGUUAGACUUAUUUCAAAUGUUUUUUACCAAAGUCACGGUCAGAACCCUCUGCGACAAUACAAAUAGACAAGCGGCUAGAAACAUUGGUAGGGGCAAAAAGUUUAAGUGGAUAGAUAUAACUGUGAAGGAGUUUUACAAAUUCAUUGGAUUGGUCUUCUUUACUGCGCUGGUUAAGACAAGAGCUAUCAGUGAUUACUGGAUAACAAACUCCAUCUUCUCGAUUCCGUUUCCAGCUACUGUGAUGAACAGGGAUAGAUACAGAAUCAUAUCAUGGAACAUUCACAUGAGUGAUCCUGAUGAGGACGCUGUCAAUGACAGUAAAAAGGGCACACCUGAAUAUGAUAGGCUAUUUCGGCUCAAACCAUUAAUGAAUGACAUUCGUCAUGCCUGCAUGUCCUGUUUCCACCCACAUAGAAACCUGGCUGUAGAUGAAAGGAUGGUGGCAUCAAAAGCAAGAAAUGGGUUGAUUGAAUAUAUCAAGUCAAAGCCCACUAAAUUUGGCUUUAAGAUUUUUGUGUUAGCUGACUCCAGCAAUGGCUAUACAGUGGACUAUACUGUGUAUAUCGGCAAGAACACGUUUCCCGUUGGCUUUGGAAUUUGUUACGAUUCAGUGAUGUCCCUCGUAAGGCCCUCUGUCCUUGGCUCAGGUUACCAUGUGUACCUUGACAACUACUUCUCCAGCCCAAAACUAUUCAAGGACUUAUUUGACAUGAAAAUGGGAGCGUGUGGUACCAUGCGGGAAGGCAGACAGGGUUUCCCAAGAGCAGAAGAAAAUGCACUGACCAAGAAAUCCCCAAGAGGAUCUUUACGGUGGAUAAGGGAGGGCUCCCUGCUCUUUGUGAAGUGGAAGGAUGCCCGGGAAGUGUCGAUGGGUACCACCAUUCAUCAAGCGUAUGGAGGGGAGAAAAUAAACAGGAAACACAAGAAUAAGGAUGGCAAAUGGUCUCAUGAGUCAAUUCCAGUACCCACCCCCAUUCUAGAAUACAAUAAAAACAUGGGAGGUGUUGACUUAUCUGACCAACUGAUUACGUACUUCUCAGCCCACCGCAAAACAAUGAAGUGGUACCGAACAUUGUUCUACCAUUUUGUGGACAUAGCGACUACUAACAGCUACAUCAUUCACAAGGAUCUGUGUAAAGUGAACAAGAUGCAGCCCAUGACCCACAAAGAAUUCACACAAGCGCUCGUGGCCCAGCUUUGCGAGGUGUCCAUUGAGACUCAGUCCAAGCCGAAGAACACUGGACACACACCUGUCCCGAUCAAGCCUGUGGCAGACAAAAGCAAGAGAAGCUCUGCAGGACGAAAGCGCUGCGAACUCUGCAAGAAAUCGGGACACUCCAAAGACACUCCCUGGAAGUGCAAUGAGUGUGGUGUACCACUCUGUGUCAUUCCAGACAGAAAUUGCUUUCAUGAUUGGCACAACCUUGAAGGAAUGGCCCCAGUUGAGUAUCAGUCUUCUGACUCUUGAGUAAAGCUGUAAGACCUGUGCAGCUAUACCCUAUCCAUCGCAGAUAAGGAGUGCUGUUAGACCUGCGCCUUAUUGCACAUGUUUGUGUAUUUCAACAAAAUGCUGCUCAUCUUCUAUUUUGACUUUUGAUAUGAUGAGUAAUAAUAUUGUGUUGUUUUUCCAAGAUGAUGAUAUCAGGCCAUAAAUUAGUAUUUAGCUCUGCAAUUUGAAAUUGACAUGGCAGUGGUUGCCAAGUCUGAAUGAGAAGGGGAAAAAGUUACAGAUAUUGUUUUUGGGAUGUAAUAUUUGUAAAUAACUUGUGUUAUUAACUUGUGCUGCUAUUCUUCAGCAAUAUGGUGUUCUGGUAUUCUAGUGUGUCAUUAAAUCCUGCAAGCACACACCAUCACA